Cheilinus undulatus (humphead wrasse) is the source of this 2839-nucleotide messenger RNA. RefSeq names its product clathrin interactor 1a (gene clint1a). The record is from RefSeq and is a predicted model, not a curated record. Gene Ontology annotation, biological process: endocytosis. Lineage: Eukaryota; Metazoa; Chordata; Actinopteri; Labriformes; Labridae. Gene Ontology annotation, molecular function: clathrin binding; phospholipid binding. Bases 145 to 2070 code for a protein of 641 amino acids. Gene Ontology annotation, cellular component: plasma membrane; clathrin vesicle coat; endosome. The transcript has 12 exons.
UGUCUGUCUGGUGGUGCGUUUGCGCCUCCUGUCUUGAAAGAGAGGUGAAGAGGAGUUUACUUUCCAGAGUUUAAGGCUUGGUUUCGGUGUUUGCCUGGAGUAAAGGGUUUGCUAAGGCAGAAAGCCCCUCUUCACGGAGCCAAGAUGCUAAACAUGUGGAAGGUUAGGGAGUUGGUCGACAAAGCAACCAACGUGGUGAUGAACUAUUCAGAGGUGGAAUCUAAAGUCAGAGAGGCCACGAAUGACGACCCCUGGGGACCAUCAGGACAGUUGAUGGGAGAAAUUUCCAGAGCCACAUUCAUGUACGAGCAGUUCCCAGAGGUGAUGAACAUGCUGUGGGCCCGCAUGCUGAGAGAUAACAAGAAGAACUGGAGGAGAGUCUAUAAGUCCCUUCUGCUGCUGUCCCAUCUAAUCAAGAAUGGAUCAGAGAGGGUUGUUACCAGCGCUAGAGAACAUCUGUAUGACCUGAGAUCUUUGGAAAGCUACCACUUUGUCGAUGAGAACGGGAAGGACCAAGGUGUGAAUGUGCGUCAGAAGGUGAAGGAGCUUGUGGAGUUUGUGCAGGACGAUGACAGGCUCAGGGAAGAACGGAAAAAAGCAAAGAAAAACAAAGACAAAUACGUUGGGAUAAAUUCAGAUAGUGUGGGAUACCGCAGCUACUCGGGGGACAGGUACGACACCAGUGACAGCCGACGAGAUAAGUGGGACGAUGACUGGGGAAACAAAGGACAAUUUCCCUUCAGUGAGAAGUUGGGCGAGAUUAGUGACAAAAUUGGCAGCACCAUUGAUGAUACCAUUAACAGAUUCAGGAAGAAGGACAGAGAUGACUCGCCAGAUCGAUUUAGUGACAAUGAGGAUGACCGGGGUCGCUCGUCUCACAACGGCCAGUCAGCUAAAGACUUUAAAGAUGAAGAGGAGACCGUAACCACCAAGAGUGUACACAUAGUCCAAGCAACAGAGACCACAGCAACACGGAAGAGAGGAGGGGUCCCAUCCAAGAUAAUAGACAUGGGGGCUGCUGCCAACUACACAGGGGACAAAAGCCCAAGCACCACCACUAAACAGCCCCAACCAGCAGCCGCUCAGCCUGCCAGCACCGCCCUAGCUGACUUACUUAUGGUGGACACGACACCAACCAAGCCCCCUGCCACAGACCUGAUCAGUGGGUUUGCUGACUUCUCGUCGCCUGCUGCUUCCGUCGGCCUCUCCUCAGGAACUGCAGCACCAGCCUCAAGUAGCAAUGGAGACUUUGGAGAGUGGAAUGCCUUCCCUGGAGGUCAGAUGCCAGCAUCUGCCCAGACUGUUGACAACAGUGGAAACGACCUUUUUGGAAGCAUGACAGCGGGUCCUGCAUUGGCCCCUGCUCCCGCCCCUGUCUCAGCUGCAAGCACUGCUCCUCCCUCAGCAGACCUGUUUGACCUGAUGGGGCCUACGCAGACCCUAACCGCCUCCCAGAGCCUCAACUUUAGCAUGAGCAGCACACAAAGCAUGAGCUCCACGGGCCUGCCCCAGUCUAUGUCACAGCCUCUUCAGACCAUGGGUGGUCCUCUACAACCACAGUCUGCCAUGCCCCUCCAGCCGCUGCAGCCUGGAAUGGCCUCUCAAGGUCUUGGAGCCAAAGGGUCCCUCCCCUCUACCUGGUCAGACCCCUCAGUUAACAUCAGCCUGGACUUCCUAGGUCCAGGCGCACAGCCACCCAAGCAGAGCCAGCCCUCACUCAACACCCUCCAACAAGGCAACCAAGCACCUGCCAACAUGCUCUCCCAGGGAUUUUCCAGUAUGAGCAUUGGACCUACAACAGUCAGACCGCCUGUAAAUCCUAUGAUGCAUCCUGGUGCUGGCAUGGGAAUGGGCAUGGGAAUGGGGAUGGCCCCCAACCAGGGCAUGAUGGGGAUGGGGAUGGGAAUGGGCAUGAACAUGGGGAUGCCACAGGGGGCUAUGACCAUGGGGAUGCCACAGGGAGCUAUGACCAUGGGCAUGCCUGCUGCUAUGGGAAUGGGGAUGAACCCUUCAGUGGUCCAACAGCCCAAACCGGAUGCCUUUGCUGACUUCGCCAACUUUGGGAAGUGAUGGAGCUGGAGAGCGAAGAUAAUGCGGUGGAGCGGUAUCAGCCUCUCUCUCUCCGUCCAUUGGUGAAGGAUUGUUAAGAGCUGCAAACAAAGAGUACUUGAAUAAUCUCAACUAUCACAUACCAACACCCUGCAAUCUCCUUGAUUUUUUUAAGUAAUGCUGUGUAGUGAUACAGAUCUAAAUGAAUGUGUGUUUGUGUUGUGUUUGAACCAAUGAUCUGUCCGCUCUGGGGUUAUGGUCAGACACACACUGAUGACUGUCUGCCUCGUCGGUUACUCAUAAGUCAGUGAGAGGAGGAAAGAGUGAAUGUCGGGGAUUUGCUUUAUAACCUCAAUCAAGUCAAAUCACCAGAAUAGCAAAAAACCUAUCAGUAGCUGCAGAAUGAUUUUUGAGAUGUAUUCUCAGUAACUUUACUGGAUGAUUACUUUGAAUAACAUGAUCAGCCAUUUUAACUUUCUAAUGUGCAUCUAAGAAUGUCAAGUUACCUCUUUUUUUUGUUCCUGCUCUUCCUAUGACUUGUAAAUAGAAAUCUGAAGCCCUUACAGAUAAGUUAUGAAGUUCUGUUAUGAGAAGAAGUUACGGUGUGAAGAGUUUAAUCCUGAAGACCAAAUCUGAGAUGAAUUAAGAUCUAUAAUUAAGCACAGUGACACCUUCUCUUUGUACAUAUGUGUCCACACACUCCAGAUGUGGCCUGUCAGUGCUGCAGUUCAUGACUGAGUGUUUGGAGGAAGUUGAUUGAUUAAUAUAAGGAGCUUCUCCUUGAAAUGAC